AUGUCGUUGUUGCGUGUCUCAGAUCGAUCGUCGUCCGAAUCCGACGCCAUGCCGAUGACGUCGUCGAACAGCGUCGCGUCCGCUACGGCACCGUCGUCAACCGCCGCCGCCAUUCCGCGCAGCUCGUCCGAUCUCACCGUUCUGCCGGCGGCGUCGCGUUCGCGUUGCAGUCGCGAGCCGUCGCUUCGCGGCUCGUCGUCGCGCAACUCGACGAGCUCGAUGCGCGAACUCCACAUGGUCGGACCGUGUGUGAAUUGCGAGCUCGACUUCAAGUGCUCGUGCUGUUGGCGAUGCUCGCACGUCUCGUUCGCCUAUCUGCCGAGCACGAAACGAAUAAUGGAAUCAAUCGAAUGCGCCGCCGCCGCCGCCGCCGCCGUUGUGAUUUUACGCAUCGUCGUCACCAACCCAUAA
Caenorhabditis bovis is the source of this 411-nucleotide messenger RNA. Lineage: Eukaryota; Metazoa; Nematoda; Chromadorea; Rhabditida; Rhabditidae. The record is from the annotation of a GenBank genome assembly.